CGAAAUUCAAUACAGUUCGUUUCUUCACACUCUAUUGUAGCCUUGACUUUUGGCGUUCACACGGACUUAUUCGUUUGAUGUCGCUUCUCCUUGGUCGAGGCAUGGUUGCUUGUUUUCUUGUGUUCCUCGUAUUCUUAUCCCAAAGUUUUUCAGUCAGUUACCUGAAGUUCGAAAAAAUAAAUGGAGCAUCUGAGGAAUCUUUAAUUUUUCUGAAUGACGCUAAUCCAACAGCUCUUCUUGAUGCUUCAGCAAAUACUCAAAGGAUAGUUUAUUUUGCACAAAAAAGCCCACCAUUGGGUUUAAAGUUGAAUUUUGCUUGUUAUGUCAAUAAACAAGCGAAGCCUUUGGAUAAAGUGUCUUUAUGCUGCCGCAGUAGUGUGAAAGAUACCAAACGUACUUGUGUUCAGCCAGAAGCUGAAGGUACAUUUUCCUGUUUAAAUACCGAGUUUCGCUUCAGUGCUGACGAAACGACGGGGGCAAGUUUCUCAAUUUCUUUAACACAAGAUGGUCCCCUGAGCAAUCCAAUCAGCGGACUGUUUUCGUGUAUUGUCGGUACAGACGAACUCAAUGUUAUUGAAUCAAAUGAAAUAGAAAUACGAGAUGCUGUAUUUUACAUUCUUCAACUAAAGGGUACUCCUUCUACAAAGAUAGAUGUCGUUCCACCAAUAUCAGAAUUUCCGCAUGAGUUAAGGUGUGUAGAUGAUGUCAGCAUUGUAUCACGCUGGCCAUACUGGAUGCACCAACUAGAUGGCAGAUACGGACCAUAUAGAUGGGAAUAUUGUCUGACUACAGGCAGACCAAAUGCCAUUACGUGUUCUAAAAGGCCCAUUCAGUUUUCUCCUAAUUCUAUUGUCGAAUUUAUAAAUGGGAGCGUGUAUCUCACUGAUGCACUCCUAGUUGAGUCGAAGUCGAUAGCUAUCGUGUGUAAGCAUGUUGGACAACUUGGACCUAUUAGGACUUUUGCUGGAAAAGUUGCCGGUACUGAAUCCCCUGUGGUCCUUGAAGGUCUUUCAAUCGAGAAGACUAGGAAUUCCAGUACUACUAAGCUGUAUCCUUUAACAUCACUAACAUCAAGUUAUGUCAUCAAUAAAGGUACCAAACUUCAAGACUUUAUGCUUAAAGCUUUAUAUCGACAACCUCAAGGGGACUAUGAAUUUCAUUGGUUCAAGGAUGAGCAGAUGUUACACAGCAGGAUUGCGACAAAAUACAGUUAUACACUUCCUAGUCUUAUUGAUGAGUCUGUAUCAGGAGUUUACUCACUCGUUGUGAAAUCGAAUGAGGAUAUUUCCGACAGGUUAAUAUUCACAUACGAUGUUAAAGUCGUUUCACCUCCUUUCUUUAAGGAUCCAAGAUGUUUGAAAGAACUGUUUUACGUAAUGGAAGGGAAUGACUUCGGCUCUGUUUGUGAGUUUGAUGGCAGGUGGAAUACAGUUGUAUUUGUCGGUGUGGCUUCGUUUGAAGCAUCUUCGUAUCAAGAACUUCGCAUGUCUAUUGAUAAGAAUCUCAAGUACUCAAAGCAACAACUUUCCCAGUUGGAUAUUAUUUUUCAUGUAGAUGGAGAAGAAAUGAAUAAAAGAAUUACAGUUAACAUUACAAAACUUAAACUUAAUCAGGAUUGUGAACUAUCUAUUCGUUUACAUUCUAUAUACGGUCAGUCACGCAUAUCGACGUCACUUAAAGUUGUUCCUAAGCCUCAACUCACAAUAUCACCUUCCGAUGAAAAUUGUAUAAAAGGCUGUGAUGAAACUCCGUACAAUGUUUCUUGUGCACUAAAUCAAAAUAUUGUUCAAGAAUGGAAAUCAAAGUUUAAUAUAGAACCAUCUAUUGAUUGGAUCAUUCAAAAUCACUGGACCAAAGCACAUUUGGAAUCUACUGGUUUAGGACAAUUUAUAACUUCUAAUGGUGGACAUGAUACAACCCUAACAGUAUGGCCAGUAGGUAAACCAAUUCCUUUUAUUAUUAAACAUGAAGAAAAUAACAACAAACGACCAAAAGAAGAAUCUGGGAUAGAGGAAGAAGAAGAAGCAAUAGAGAAGGAGAUAAUGAACUUGGACACUGAAGAUGAACCUGUUCAGAUACCUAGUACGACGACACUAAAACAAUUUCUUGCACAAAAAAUAGGCGGAUCUGAAGCUCAGCCGCCGAAAGAUCUUAUUUUAAGCUGUUGGAUUCGUUUAUCGGUUAUUGGUAAAGAAGCUGAAUUUGAAAUACCAAAUGGAUUAGUAUCACAUCAGUCAUUUGCACGUCAAGCUCAAUUUGCACAAUCUUCUGGUAUAAAUCGUUUAAUCUAUGAUUCCCGAUGGGAAACAGACACUGAACUAGCGAAACGAUUAACCGCUGUUCGUACAUUUACUCCUGAUAUGAUACCUGCAACUGCUAGUCUCGCAUGGAUUGCAGCUGUGAUUAUCGGUGUAAUUAUUUUUAUAGUUGUGAUUGCAUCAAGUAUAUGGUUGUGUACACGUGAUCGUGGUGAAACUUACAUGGUAUAUGAUAAGGAACGUGCACAUGGAAAUGAUCCAAUAGAAGAACUGAAAGAAAAAGAAACAUUUCAGACAUUUCAAAGACAAGAGGAACCAAGAAUUGCAACGAGUCGUUAUUCUUUAAAUGAUGGCAGUGUACGUUUCGAAAGUGAAGAUGACGGGGAAUUAGAUGAAUAUGCAGGUGGUCCACAAACGCAUCCAUUACUUACAACAACAAUAUCUGCACAGCAGGAAUUGCAGCAUCAAAUAAACUCAAAUCAUUAGUUAUGCGAUUAAAUAUCAGUUAGUGAAGAUAAUUUUAAUGAAGAAGCAUCAUUUCUUGGUCAAUACUCUGGUAAUCGUGCAAUAUCUAAAAAAUCUAUUCAUCAUAUGAAAGAAGCUUCACCAGAAUUAUCAACUAUUGGCAUUUUUAAUACUACUACUAAUACUACUACUACUACUAAUACUAGUGAUAAUUCUGAUCUAUUACAUCAUACUGCUGCUAUGUCUACUUCUCCUAAUAACCAACCUAUUCAUUUUAUCACUCGUGAAAAUCAUCAAACUGCUGUGUAGUUCCAUUCCAUUCCACUCCAUUUAAUUCAAUAUAUACUCAUUUACAUGUCAUUCAUUUCUCCUGGGGUUUUUUUUAAUAAGCCAAACCAACACAAUCACUGCUGAAGUAUUAAUUAUUCAUUUAAUGCUAAAAAUUAUUAACCAUUGAAGUGCUUUUAACCAAAAUCAUAUUUCUAGCUUUCUAUAUCUUUUUUUAAAAAAAAAUAUUAUCUAUCGAUAUAACAUUAUUACACUUUUUAUUCCUGUCUCCUUAUGUUACUUGAAGUUACCAUGAUAAUCUAUUAGUCACCAACUAUCAUCUACUACUCAUCUUUAUCUUUGUUGUAUUUCUUAUUCACACAUUUGUAUAUUAUCCUUUAAUAGACUUUUUCUAUUAACUAUCUCCCCCUCCCCUUAUGUUUCUAUUCAAUAAUUGAUUAUCACUGAUAUCAUCAUUAUUGGCUAUCAGAUCAUUAAUACAACGAGUUGACAAAUUAUCCCACCCCGUCCCUCCCUCCUUCCCCAAACAUACACACACACACACUUUGUUUGUGUAUGGUUGUAUGCUGAUUUCUUAUCGUCAUACAACAAAAUAAACACCAUAGCAUUGUAAUAUUAGUAGUAUAGAUAUGUAUUAUUCAUAUUUUAAUGUUUCUUAUCCUUUAAUACAAUUGUGAAUUCUAUUUUAGAAUUAAAAUCACGAGCUCUCUAUGUUUGUGUCUAUAACAUUGAAGUUUUUUGUUUCUGCCUUGUUGUAUGUUGUCAUAUAUUGAUAGGAUUAUCUAAUCAUAGUUUUAAUUGUGGAUCUAUCUCUACUCCUACGAUCCGUGUCAUUUCGACUAUUUUCCUUUUUUUGUUGUUGUAUUUAAUCAGAAACAAAACAACACAAAUACAUAAAUCAUGGUAAUUUUUUUCUAUGCAUUACCGCUUGCAAAAUGAUGAUGUAAUACACAUAACUGGCUGCAUAUUUAAAUUGGCUUUAUUAUCUAUCACUACUCCAUCUUUUUUUUCCUAACUUAUGGUGUUCUUCCAUUCGGUUGAUUACACUAGUGCUACCACUAUUCUGGUUGUGAGCAUAUUUAUAUAUAUGUAUGUGUGCAUGUGUGAGUUUAUCACGAGUCUGCGUUGAAUUGUGUUUAGUUUUUCUAUUUCUCAUAUUCUCCUAUUUUGUAAUUUUUUUAUCUCCCCUAAUUUCCAAACCUUGAAGAAAAAACACUAUACGCAGCUAUCACAAAUCUCCCAUGAACGUUUUGUUAUGAAGAUCCAUCUUUUUUAUACACAAAAAUAUAUUGUUAACAUGAUUACUAAUUGUUAUUUUUGUGAGUACGUACUGAUUUUGAUUGGGUCGUGAGUCGUUAAUGCCACUGAGG
Schistosoma haematobium is the source of this 4381-nucleotide messenger RNA. RefSeq lists its product as uncharacterized. The transcript has 8 exons. The record is from RefSeq and is a predicted model, not a curated record. Bases 102 to 2744 code for a protein of 880 amino acids. Lineage: Eukaryota; Metazoa; Platyhelminthes; Trematoda; Strigeidida; Schistosomatidae.